Messenger RNA from Dichomitus squalens LYAD-421 SS1, 717 nucleotides. RefSeq lists its product as uncharacterized. The transcript is spliced from 3 exons. The record is from RefSeq and is a predicted model, not a curated record. Bases 1 to 717 code for a protein of 238 amino acids. Lineage: Eukaryota; Fungi; Basidiomycota; Agaricomycetes; Polyporales; Polyporaceae.
AUGCGCGAGGCUCGGUUCGCCGAGAAGCACAUGGGCGUCCCCCGCACUAUCUACCUCGCCACGAAGGCCAUCAACGGUCAGCAUCCCUCACUCACCAAGUCUGUGGAGGGGCAUGGCCGCGAGACCCACCGUUCCCCGCUUGUGCGUCGGGCGAGGGCGCAUGGGUUGCCGUUCUGCGGGACCGAUCGGAGGCCUGCCAACAAGUACCAUCCGCCCUUCAAUCAGAGCGGGGCGGUCGUUCCGGAGGACGUCUUCGCGAACUUUGAUGAGGGGAGGGUGGGGACGAUAGUGGACUUCCCAAGGAGGGACGGGCAUGGGCCUGUGCCGAUGGAGGUGACAGCUGUCCCACCGGAGUCGCCGAUGAAGGGUCUCAGGUCAGCCCCACUUGAGUACCCGACUGUUGAGAUGGAGGAGACGUCCUCCAAACCAACAGUCUGCUCGGCCCCUCCUUCCCAUUGGAUCCCUGCGCUUCCCCAGUCACAACGCCCGCCAACAAUGUCGACCUACUGCCGCAACCUCGGGCAUGUAUCGAAUGAGAUGGCGCACGCCCUCCGGAACAUCCGCGCAGCCAACACCCGGGAGCAGUCCGGGCUCCCUCCGACAACGCCUAUCUGUCUUCGGACCCGAGCCGGACCCAUUCGGGCUCGGGCUCAGUGUCCUACACCGGUCAAGCCUCGGCGCCAGGGACGGCUGGUGUCGGUCGGAGGCCCCUACUAA